CGCCCACUGGAGAACUUUCUCUCUUGCGUUUGUGUUCCUCUGUUGAAAAAUGUUCUCGAGUUCCUCUGGUGGAGCUUUGAGACUCCACCACUCCUCAGCUCCAGACUGUUUUCUUUUCUGUUCCAAUGGCUCUCCGGAACGUUCUUCUUUAUCUCAGUCGUAAAUCCCUGCGCAAUUACACGAGCGCGCGGGUUUUGCUGCAGUCUCGCGCGCUGCACAGCUCCACAGUUCCGGAGGAAAACGCACGAGCCGCCACCGACGGCGAGGUGAAGCACGUGGCUCCGGUAAAGAACCUCCGGGAAAUGCCGGGUCCCGGCAUCAUCGGGAACCUCAUCGAGUUCUUCUACAGAGACGGCUUCAGCCGCAUCCACCAGAUUCAGUUGGAGCACAGUCAGAAAUACGGGAAGAUUUUUAAAUCACGUUUUGGGCCGCAGCUGGUCGUGUCGAUAGCAGACCGAGACUUGGUGGCACAAGUGCUCAGGGCUGAAGGUGUAGCCCCUCAGAGAGCCAACAUGGAGUCGUGGAAAGAGUACAGAGACAUGAGGGGACACGCCACUGGCCUCAUUUCUGCUGAGGCUGAUGAGUGGCUGAAGAUGCGCAGUGUGCUGCGACAGCUCAUCUUGCGUCCACGUGACGUUGCGAUAUUCUCAGACGAUGUUAAUGAAGUGGUGGCAGACCUGGUGGUAAAAGUGUACAAACUGCGCAGACAGCAGCCUGAUGGACUUACAGUCCUCAACAUCAACGACUUGUUCUUCAAAUUUGCUAUGGAAGGUGUGGCGACCAUCUUGUACGAGACCCGUCUGGGCUGCUUGGAAGACGAGAUUCCUAAGAUGAGCCAAGAAUACAUCAAGGCCCUCAAGCUCAUGUUUAGCUCCUUCAAGACCUCCAUGUAUGCCGGCGCCAUCCCCAAAUGGCUGCGACCCAUCAUUCCCAAACCGUGGGAGGAGUUCUGUUGCUCUUGGGAUGGCCUCUUCAAAUUCAGCCAGAUUCACAUUGACAGGAAGCUGGAAGAGAUCAAGCAGAAGGUGGGGAGGGGAGAAGAGGUGAAAGGAGGUCUGCUUACUCACAUGCUGGUCACCAAGGAGAUGAAUCUGGAAGAGAUCUAUGCCAACAUGACUGAAAUGCUCUUGGCUGGUGUGGACACAACGUCUUUCACGUUAUCAUGGAGUACGUACCUCCUGGCCAAGCAUCCCACGGUGCAACAGCAGAUCUAUGAGGAAGUGACAAGUGUACUUGGUGGGCGAGUCCCGACUGCAGAUGAUGUUCCUCAGCUGCCACUCAUCAGGGGUCUCGUCAAGGAGACACUCAGGCUUUAUCCUGUUCUUCCUGGAAAUGGUCGAAUCACUCAGGACGACCUCAUCUUGGGAGGUUAUUUCAUCCCUAAAGGGACUCAGUUGGCUCUUUGUCAUUACUCCACUUCCAUGGAUGAGGAGACUUUUCCCAAAGCGGAAGAGUUCCGUCCCGAUCGCUGGCUCCGUAAAGACACUUUGGAUCGAGUGGACAAUUUUGGCUCCAUUCCCUUUGGCUACGGCAUCAGGAGCUGCAUAGGCAGGAGGAUAGCAGAACUGGAGAUGUACUUGACUCUCACUCAGCUCCUUCAGAAGUUCCGCAUCGAUGUGUCUCCGCUCACAAGCGACGUCCAAGCCAAAACUCACGGCCUGCUGUGUCCUGCAGCUGCCAUUAAUGUCAAAUUUAUCGACCGUGUGUAAACCUCCCAAGUCCUUCCUAACUGUACGUACGUCUCUGAACGUACUGUCUUCAGUAAACCCCUGAGAACUGGAAAACGUGUUGUUAAAUCUGCUUUGAAAACAGACGUUUAUUUUGAAUCUU
Neoarius graeffei (lesser salmon catfish) is the source of this 1830-nucleotide messenger RNA. RefSeq names its product cytochrome P450 27C1 (gene cyp27c1). Lineage: Eukaryota; Metazoa; Chordata; Actinopteri; Siluriformes; Ariidae. Gene Ontology annotation, biological process: cholesterol metabolic process; C21-steroid hormone biosynthetic process; cellular response to peptide hormone stimulus. The record is from RefSeq and is a predicted model, not a curated record. Gene Ontology annotation, cellular component: mitochondrial inner membrane. The transcript is spliced from 9 exons. The coding region runs from base 126 to 1709 and encodes 527 amino acids. Gene Ontology annotation, molecular function: oxidoreductase activity, acting on paired donors, with incorporation or reduction of molecular oxygen; heme binding; iron ion binding.